GGGAAGCAGAGGACGAGCUGUCUUCUUGAAUACGGCUUCCCUUUAAACUACGUCCCUAAACAGCUGGUCUCAGUAGGUGGAUGUAGCCCUGCCCUGAAGAGUGUGUAUCUGUUAGAGCUGCACCCAUCUCUAUGCCUGGCCUCUGAUGUGUACAGGACCCUGGAACAGGCCCAUGCUGAGCUAUGUGAGCUGCAUGGGAUCAGGAGUGCCUCACAGAGAGCCAGGCUGGAACACAGGAUCCUGAAGCAAGCUCUGUUUCACUGGCACACCAUGGCCACUCCUGGAGCCUCUUACAGCCAGCAGCUCCAAAGAGAUCUGUUUUCAGAGGAAUUUAUUGAGGAUCCAGUCAUGGUCAGAGAGGUCGGCUACUCUGUUCUGAGGUCAGUCGAGGAGCGUGAGAGGAAGCAGGGCAGAGAGAGACAGAUAUUCGCAGUGGAGACGUUCUCCAAACUUCUGGAGCUGGUCACCCUUCGCCAUCGCAUUGUUGAGUCAGCCUCAGAGACUGAGCACCUGUCACAAUUAUACAAAUCACUAACUCAGGAGAUGGGUUUUGAUGAAUUCCAUCUAUAUGUGCGGCCAGUGCAGUUUGAAUUUGCAGCAAAAAAAGAGAUCCCAAAACAGCCCCCGCUGUUCAUCACGACGCUCCUCCAGGACAGCAGUUGUGUUGACAGAUAUUGCCCAUCCAGCCUUCCUCUAGGCAUCCAGGAGCUUGAUGAGAACCAGAUAGGAAAAUUCAGCUUCCGGUCUGAAGAAGCUGUGCUUAAUCUCAUGAACCAGUCUAAUUUAGAGAAUCUGCAAGUGGUCUUGGCCUGCCAGGUUACGCAAAAGAAUGCUCUUCUUGGAGCGCUGAAGCAGGCCUCAGUUUGCUACUGGGCUGAGGACUCCGUCAAAUCCCCACAAGACCAAGAAUGUGUAACUCAAAGGGCAGCAAAAGGCACCUCACACACUCGAGGCAGGCUUGCAGAUGCCUUUGUGUCCAUUCAGCUAGAGAAGGUCAGUCCUCGGGAUGAAAUGCUGAAUGCUUUUAUAAAGAAGAAGGAGCUGAUGAGCACUCUGAUAUCAAAUCCAGAUGAGGUAGCCAAAAUCAAGAGAAAACUGAUUUUGGAUUUCUGCCACAAAUUCAGCCUGGUGAUGUCUCAGUGUUGUUUGAGAGGUCAGAUCAUUGCCUUUUGCUACAGUCUAACCUCACUGCUGGAUAAGCUUCCUGAUAUUGGCCAGACUCACUUUGUUGUUGGACAAGCCAAUGAGAGCCGGAGAGAUGUAGACUGUGAGAAGGGUUUUCAGCCUGAUCCUAGGACGUUUCAGCCUCGUCCCAGGCAACUGUUAUCAGCUGAUGGAAAGAGUCUACUGAACCUCUGGUUCAUUCCUCACUACUCUGAGGUGCUCAUCAUGUUCAAGACACUGGAAGUGAAGGCAUGUUGCCAGGCUCUUCAGCACACCCUGACAAUUGUAUCAGCUCUUCAUGACAUAGUGUUUUAUCUGGUGAGCCUUGCUUCCCUGGGGAAUCCAAAAAGUUCACUCAGCUGCAGUGGUGAACUUAAGCUCACUGCAGACUGGGGAGGAUCAGAAAGUAUCAGAGCUGAACUCUGGGACAUUCAGCAGCAGAUGGACUCUCUUACUGAUCCUGAUAGCCCAGAGGUUGUAGGGCAACUGCUCCAGUUGCGCAGGGAGGUGCUUUUCCUGCGGUUUGAUAUGGCAGUGCGCUGCAUGAUUCGAGAGGCUUUCUUGUCCUCUGGAAACAUCGAUGCCUAUCAGAGUGUGAGUGACAACAUGAGUCAUGCUCUUUCCAUCUUAAGUGACAGCCUAAAACGAGAUGUCUCUCAGCUUCCUCUGCCUCAGCCUCUGCAGCCAUUCUGCACAGAGAGUCAAAGGAUUUAUCCAUGGAGAUCAUUUCUUGCUUGUCAUGGGUUGCACCCCUUGGUCGUGUGGGAUGUUCUACCUGUAGAGUUCUGCAUGCAGCUCUGCCUGUCUGCUCUGAAUGACCGCAGCAGGAUGGAGGCUAAUGGAGCGAUGCUGGGUGUUUCUCUUCUCCUUGAUGACAUGCUGAGGAGUGAAAGAGAUGCAGCUCCUCUGCAGCUUCAAGGCCAAACAGACACUGACAUCAUCGUGGAGACUGAUAGAGAGCUCCAGGACUCCACAGAUGACAUAGAAAAUGUGAGCAAAAACCAAGAAGAGAUUAAGCCUAAAGCCCUCAAUCCCAUUCAGUGCCUCACCCAGCAGAAAGGCUUCUUACUGCUCUGGAAGCAACUGGAAGUCUUCAAAGAGAGCUGGACACGACAGCAGCUGGGAGUGGAGCAAAUGAAUUCUGCUUCAUCCUUCAAAAUGUUUUCUCGUCUCUACAGAAUGGAGAUUUAUUACCCCAGUAUGCGGGCUCUGGCGCAGCAGAUGGAGAAGGAGCAGGAGUAUGAGGCUCUACUGUCACACAACCAGCCUUUCCAAGCCCCUCCAGGAGCUGCUGAGGUUGAUGUCAAGACAUGGCAGCUGCUCAGGCUGUUGGAGAGCACAGAAUGUGACAUGAUCAGAGCAGUUCAGAGGAGGAUUAGCAGGGAGAUGACUCUGGUGAUGUCAGAGCGAGCUCGGCAUGACACGGCCCUCCCCACAGAGCUCUGGAAACAAGCCUCCAUGAAACACUGUCUGUCUCUGGAGAGGCCACAGACAGUGGAGAACUUUGUCCAGCAGUUGAUGGGUGGAGGAAAAGAGACAGAAGGACAGGUGUGUGUCUCCACGGCUCACCUGCAGGAGUGUGUGACUGAGCUGGGUUGUGCUGUGACGGCACGUGAGCGCAGCAACUUCCUGCUUUACUCUCAGUUCUAUGAGCAGCUCCUACAGCAGCAGGGUGAGCUGCUCUAUCAGAGAGAGCAGGAUGUAAAGGAGCUUGAAGCUGCACAUCUACAGGCAAAUGAUCCCAACAGCAAGGUAGCAGAGCUGUGCCGUGGAAUGAUGGCUGAGGUAACAGCACUUCGUGCCCGAGUUACUCAGCUGGAAGAAGAGCAGAAAUGCAUCCGACAGCAGAUCAGCCUGGAACACAGGCAGCGUUAUGACUCACUGCUUCGCCAGCUCUUCUCAACUUGCAUUCAGCUGAAGGCAAGGCUUGACAAAUAUCAUGUCAGAAUGGACCAAGACGUGAAGCAGCUAGUCAGCAGGGUCAGACAUGAAGGAGUGGACAAGAUCAUUAAGCUGAGGAACAAGCUUUCCUCCACUAGAAACAAUGAGGACAUGACCAGCAACCUUUCUGAGAAAGAGAUAUUAGAAGAUCUUUAUUCAGAAAAUAGUCAACUGGCUGGACUUCUCUGUAAAUUAAGAGCCUUUCACCACUGGAGGCAGGUGAUUGGACAGGUCAAGCUACAAAAGGAGUUACUUCAGUGCCAACAGAGUGAGAUAUCUUGUAAAGUGGAGGCUUUGAGAGUGAAGAUGACAUCACAGGAAGGGGAGACGAUACUGAAGCAGGAGCUUGAAGCAGUGAAGGCUGCCAUGCUGCAGUGUAAAACUGAAUAUGAACAUGUUAAGCAACAAAUUGUUAAGCAGACCCAACAGCUACAGGAUGUGGAGCACCGGUCAGUGCAGGAGGCACGGAGCCAGCAAGAGCUGGAGAGCUUUCGCAUGCAGAGUGUGGAGCAACUACAGGAGGACAUGGAAGAGAGGGAGGGUCAGCUCAGAGCCCUCAGCGCCCAGCUGGAAAAGACCAGCAGAGAGAGUGAGCUCCAGCAACAGCGCACUCACAACCAGAUUAAAAAGGUGCGGAACCAGCUCAGUCAUGAACGCUGUCUAAAACUGGAGGCCUUUCAGAGAGUGGACAAACUACAGCACCAGAUCCACAGCAUUGAGACAGCACUAUCUAAACAUCUUUCUCCUUUAGGAUGUAAGACUGCUUCUUCCAGCAGAGCCAGUGACAGAAAAAAAUCCUCAGCUGUAAGUGGCUUUAUAGACAGCACAUCUGAAGAUUCUGAUAUUGAGGCUGCACCUAGACUGACAGCAGCUAGAAGAGGCUCUGGGACACUACUUGAGAGACCAAAAACAGCCCAGUGGCGCCUGCGUACGGAGAUUACAGACAUCUUGUUACCCAACCUCCCUGACAGAACCUUCACACCUCUUCAUCAGAAGUCACGCCAAAAUCUUAGACUGUGUCACAAAUAAUUUCAUGCUUUUCUCUGUUGUUCAAUUUCACCAAACCCAGCUGCAUGCACACAUUCUGAUGGCAUUUUCACUAUUUUUGCUCACAUGACUUAUAUAGCUUUAAAUGUUAAGCAGGUUUCAUUGAAUUAAGGAGUUGUGUGUUUGACAAUUUACCUCAUGCAUGUGCUGUUUCAUGCUGGUGUGCCAUCUUGUCACAGGCACCCCUUUAAAUAAACUGAACACUAUAUUUCUAAUAAUUUGUGCUUUGUUAUACAUGAUCUUUUAGAAAUCUGAUGAUCAUCUCAUAUAAUAUGCCAUUAAUAAACUAAUAUUUCCAUUUCAACAUAUUCUCUUUUCCACCUUUAUUGGACCA
This is a messenger RNA of Colossoma macropomum (tambaqui), 4486 nucleotides long. RefSeq names its product coiled-coil domain-containing protein 162 (gene ccdc162). Lineage: Eukaryota; Metazoa; Chordata; Actinopteri; Characiformes; Serrasalmidae. Bases 271 to 4134 code for a protein of 1287 amino acids. The transcript is spliced from 30 exons. The record is from RefSeq and is a predicted model, not a curated record.